AUGGCUUCACUCAAACUUCUGGCUACCGUUCUCUUUGCGGGCUCAUCACUCGCUCUCCCUCGUUCUCAAACAUCAAACAGUCCAACAGCAACCAUCCACAAUGGCGCGGUAAUCGGCACUACAACUUCUAUCCCAGACUCCAAAAAUAUUGUCAACCAGUUCCUUGGUAUUCCCUUUGGCGAAAAGCCUGUUCGUUUCAGUCCUCCAAAGCCAGCCAAAUCAUGGGACACUCCCUAUGAUGCUACUGAGUACAAACCGUCAUGUCUCAUGAAAUUCAAUUACCCAGAGGUGAAACGCAACCGAACUAUCAAGGCCUUCGCCACACCUGGUCCACCAGCGGGGACCGAUGAAGAUUGUUUGAAUCUAAACAUUUAUACACCCGCUGGCGCAAAGGCGGGUUCGAAACCCGUUGCAUUUUGGAUUCAUGGUGGCAGCUUCAGUCAUGGUUCUGGAUCUUUACCUUACUAUGAUGGAUCCAAGAUGGCGGGAUAUGAGGAUAUUGUGGUAGUCACCAUAAACUACCGCACUAACAUUUUUGGUUUCCCUGCAACCUAUGAUUUGCCUGGAGGGGAAUGGAAUGUUGGCUUCCUUGACCAGAGACUAGCCCUGCAAUGGGUCCAAGACAACAUAGAAGCCUUUGGAGGAGAUCCCAAAAAAAUCACCAUCUUUGGAGAAAGUGCCGGCGCAGGAAGCGUUGAUGAUCUCAUCACCGCUCCUCCUGAUCCUCUUCCUUUUCGCGCCGCUAUACUCCAGUCUGGUACUGCCAAUACCAACGUAACCCCUAACGGUUCUUGGGAUAUUGCUACUAAAUCAGCAGACUGUGAUAAUGACAAUUUUGGAAAGGUGCUUGAGUGUAUGCGGGAAGUUCCCGCUACGAAACUCAAGGAUAUCAUCGAAAGAGCCGAGCUUGAUUUUCAGCCCAUCAGUGACAACGGGACAACUCUUGCGAACUUCCCCCGUGAUAUCCGACUCAAGUCCAGGGACGACAACAAAAUCAUGGCGCGAGUUCCUGUCAUGCUGGGCUCGACCGCUGAUGAGGCACGACUGGAGGAUUUUAUGAACAUCACGAUCGAAGAGGCCCUUCGCGCUUGGAUGCCAGACAUCACUUCCGCCCAAGUCUCGGUUCUCAAAGUCUUCUAUCCCAUCGGAUCUCCCGGUAUCACCAACGAUUUCGACCAAGUCGUCAGGGUCGCAACCGAACUUGGCAUGCAGUGCCCGAUUCGCUAUGUUGCAGAGGACUUUACUGAAACUGGCAUCAAGACGUGGAGAUUCUUGUACAAUGCCAGCUUUGCAAACACGGAGAUUUUCAAUGGCAGCGGUGCUUACCACUCUUCUGAAAUCCAAACCCUCUUCGGUACAUAUCCUGAGGAAGGCUCAACAGAUUUUCAGGACGAGUUGAGUAGGGAGAUGCAGAAGGCCUGGGGAAAGUUUGUUAGAGAUCCCGAGAACGGACCGGGAUGGGGACAAAUUCCUAAGAUGGGCGUCUUUGGAGGUGGCAUGAGCCCUGAUUCUGACGAGAAGCCAGAGAAGGCUUUGGAAGUUUUGAACACACAUCUACUUGAACCAAGAUGUAUUGGAUUCAAGGGACCGUGGGCAAAGGGCAAGACUGAAGAGUAA
This is a messenger RNA of Fusarium venenatum, 1617 nucleotides long. Its product is annotated as Alpha/Beta hydrolase protein. The record is from RefSeq and is a predicted model, not a curated record. Gene Ontology annotation, molecular function: cholinesterase activity. Lineage: Eukaryota; Fungi; Ascomycota; Sordariomycetes; Hypocreales; Nectriaceae.